ACACCAAUCUUAGUCUCUUAUCCGAGAAAGUGACAGGUACAUUGCCACUUGUCAUUCGGUAUCCGCUCUUAACAUCGAAUAUCAUUGUUCGUUGCAAUCUUUCGACAUUGUGGUUUAAGUCUAGUUUUCCACAUACUAGUGGGCUUUGGUAUCUUGUCCGUAAUAUUGCUAAAUCAAAGUUCCAAACACUGCAAUUGGAAACAGUCCAAUUUAGUUUUAUAUAUAAUGAGAAUAAUGGCAAACAACAAAUAAAAAAUGAAUUUCAGUUCAACAAAAUGAUAUCAAAAAUUAAGCCAAACUGUGAGGAUGAACGUGAAGUUAGUAUUUCAAUCCAAGUAACAGGAAGGAAGGUAUAUGGCGAUUGGGAAAUUAGUGAAGUUCUAAAUGAGUUCUUGUAUCAAAAGG
Molecule: messenger RNA, 405 nt
Organism: Racocetra persica
Lineage: Eukaryota; Fungi; Glomeromycota; Glomeromycetes; Diversisporales; Gigasporaceae
Source: the annotation of a GenBank genome assembly